CCAGAAUCUCCGGAGUGGACACUGCAGCUCGGACCACCUACGGCACCUCUCCUGCUCCAACGCUUGUAACUCCAUUUGUCAUUCGGAGGCCUCUGCUUAUCCUGUAUCCCAAGGAUGGAACCAUUACUAGGAGUAAAAAUUGGCUGCCUGUUUGCUCUGCUGGCUCUCACCCUGGUCUGUGGCCUCAUUCCCAUCUGCGUCAAAUGGUUCCAGAUUGAGGGAGCCACAGGUCGUCACCGCCGGGUCCUCAGCCUCCUGGGCUGCAUUUCUGCUGGUGUUUUCCUGGGAGCAGGGUUCAUGCACAUGACCGCUGAGGCCUUGGAGGGAAUUGAAUCCGAGAUCCAGAAGUUCAUGAUGCAGAACAGGACAGAGAGUGAAGGAAAUUUUUCUGAUGAUGCUAGUUCAGAUCAUACGAACUAUCCCUACGGAGAGCUCAUCAUCUCCCUGGGCUUCUUCUUGGUCUUCCUUGUGGAGUCGCUGGCAUUGCAGUGCCGUCCUGGAGCUGCUGGAGGAUCAAAAGUACAGGAGGAGGAGUGCGGUGAGGCUCACGUCCUUGGACUCCACAGCCAUGGAUCUCUCCCCUCACCCUCACGUAGCCCCUUCCGUGCGCUCAUCCUCCUGCUUUCACUCUCCUUUCACUCAGUGUUUGAAGGUCUAGCUGUGGGGCUGCAAAUGACAGUAGUGGCUACCGUGCAGCUCUGUGUUGCUGUCCUGGCUCACAAGGGGCUCGUGGCAUUUGGUGUAGGACUGCGGCUGGUGCAGGCAGGCACUGGAACACGAAGGGCCGCGCUCUCCAUUCUGUCUUUCGCUCUCAUGUCUCCCCUGGGUGUAGCCAUAGGACUGGCUGUGGCUGGAGGAGACUCCGAAGGGGGGCGAGGCUUAGCCCAGGCUGUGUUAGAGGGUGUGGCAGCUGGUACCUUCCUGUAUGUCACCUUCCUAGAAAUUCUGCCCCGGGAGCUAGCUGGCCCUGAGGCCCCUCUGGCCAAGUGGGGCUGUGUGGCCGCUGGUUUUGCCUUCAUGGCCUUUAUUGCAUUGUGGGCCUGAGAUUCCUGACUUCUGAUGGACCUCUCUCUAAUGAUCUCCCAAAUGGCUUCGGCCCUCAGACAUUUCUCUCCCGAGACUUAAGUGCAAUUCACUAGGCAUCAUCCCCGUGAACUGGUCCCCAGCUUUUCCUACAUGAGAUCCCAUUACUCAACCAGGACUGAGAAAAGGAUGUUUAUUUUAGGUUGAGUGCCUAUACAUUGGAGAACUGAU
This is a messenger RNA of Rhinolophus ferrumequinum (greater horseshoe bat), 1254 nucleotides long. RefSeq names its product zinc transporter ZIP2-like. The transcript is spliced from 4 exons. The coding region runs from base 115 to 1044 and encodes 309 amino acids. The record is from RefSeq and is a predicted model, not a curated record. Gene Ontology annotation, molecular function: zinc ion transmembrane transporter activity. NCBI's taxonomy places the organism in Eukaryota, Metazoa, Chordata, Mammalia, Chiroptera, Rhinolophidae. Gene Ontology annotation, cellular component: plasma membrane. Gene Ontology annotation, biological process: zinc ion transmembrane transport.